Molecule: messenger RNA, 2195 nt
Organism: Andrographis paniculata
Lineage: Eukaryota; Viridiplantae; Streptophyta; Magnoliopsida; Lamiales; Acanthaceae
Product: dihydrolipoyl dehydrogenase 2, chloroplastic
Exons: 15
Coding region: 178-1914 (578 amino acids)
Cellular component (GO): mitochondrion; oxoglutarate dehydrogenase complex
Molecular function (GO): flavin adenine dinucleotide binding; dihydrolipoyl dehydrogenase (NADH) activity
Source: RefSeq, a predicted model, not a curated record
CAAAAUAAUUAAUCAGCGCCUGACGAAACAACUCCUCCAUCUUUGUAAACUCCGCCAUCACUCUGCGGACCUCCCGAAGCUCUCUCGUUCUCCACUCACCCCACUAUUAUAAUCAUAAUAUAUAUCUGCGCUUCCCUUCCCUUCCCCAAAUUAUUCUCAUUUCGCUCGCUCUCCACAAUGAACUCUGCCAUUUCUCUCUCGCUUUCAUCGACGAUUUCCUCCCGAUCCGCAUUCGCCAACCCCGCCGGUAAUGCGUCUCUUCCAACGCCUCGCUCGAUGCGAUUCUGCGGCCUUCGGAGAGAGGCGUUUGAUCCGACGCCGUCGUGCUAUCUUGCGUCCUUGCGUCCUUCUCGCCCCAAUUUGUGUUCGAGGCGCUCGGAUUUGAGCACUAUCUUCGCCGCGCUGAAAGGCAAUGGCUCACCCUCGGCCAGUGGAUUCGAUUACGAUCUCGUAAUUAUCGGAGCAGGCGUCGGCGGCCAUGGCGCUGCGCUUCAUGCCGUUGAGAGGGGAUUGAAAACUGCAAUUGUAGAAGGGGAUAUCAUUGGAGGAACAUGUGUGAAUAGGGGAUGUGUUCCAUCUAAAGCGCUUCUGGCUGUCAGUGGACGCAUGCGAGAGCUUCAAAAUGAACACCAUAUGAAAUCAUUUGGUUUGCAGGUUGCUGCUGCUGGAUAUGACAGACAGGCAGUUGCAGAUCAUGCAAACAAUUUGGCUUCAAAGAUUAGGAGCAACUUGACCAAUUCAUUGAAAUCUCUUGGUGUUGAUAUAUUGACAGGUGUCGGUACAAUUUUGGGUCCACAGAAAUUGAAGUUCGGAAAAGGAGAUUCUGGAGACAAGAUCAUAACUGCAAAAGAUAUAAUAAUUGCUACUGGGUCUGUUCCAUUGGUGCCUAAGGGAAUUGAAGUUGAUGGUAAGACGGUAAUUACCAGCGACCAUGCCCUUAAAUUGGAAUCUGUUCCUCAUUGGAUUGCCAUUGUCGGAAGUGGUUACAUUGGUCUGGAAUUCAGCGAUGUAUACACUGCACUUGGAAGUGAGGUUACAUUUAUCGAGGCUCUAGAUCAACUGAUGCCAGGAUUUGAUCCUGAGAUUGGAAAAUUAGCACAGAGAGUCCUCAUCAAUCCUCGGAAGAUCGAUUCUUAUACUGGUGUAUUUGCUAGCAAGAUCACUCCGGCAAAGGAUGGAAAACCUGUACAGAUAGAGCUGAUUGAUGCUAAGACAAAGGAACACAAAGAUACUUUAGAGGUUGAUGCAGCUCUCAUUGCAACUGGAAGGGCUCCAUUCACUCAAGGGCUUGGCCUAGAAAAUAUUAAUGUACAGACACAACGUGGAUUUGUGCCUGUUGAUGAGCACAUGAGAGUGAUUGAUGCAAGUGGGCAGUUGGUUCCUCAUUUGUAUUGCAUUGGAGAUGCUAAUGGGAAAAUGAUGCUUGCCCAUGCAGCAAGUGCACAGGGCAUCUCUGUUGUUGAGCAAGUUUCUGGGAACAACCAUAUUCUGAAUCAUUUAAGCAUUCCAGCAGCAUGUUUUACCCAUCCAGAAAUUAGCAUGGUUGGAUUGACGGAGCCUCAAGCAAAGGAAAAGGCUGAGAAGGAAGGAUUCGAAAUAGGCAUUGCCAAGACAAGUUUCAAGGCCAAUACAAAAGCCCUUGCCGAAAAUGAAGGAGAAGGACUUGCUAAGUUGAUAUACAGACCCGACAAUGGUGAGAUCCUUGGAGUUCAUAUAUUUGGAAUGCAUGCGGCAGAUCUCAUACAUGAAGCCUCUAAUGCCAUAGCCAUGGGAACAUGCAUACAGGACAUCAAAUUUGCAGUGCAUGCGCAUCCAACAUUGUCUGAAGUGCUAGAUGAACUCUUUAAGUCUGCAAAGGUUAAAAUCAGCACUGGCUCUUCUAAUACAGCAGCAGCCCAGCCUGUAGCCGUCUAGUCUAGUCUAGUCUAAUUUAUGGAUUCCAUUGAUUCUGAAGGCUGCCAUGCGAGAGAGAAGAAACACCAGAAGGACAAGGUGACAUGCUAUUUAAACUUCCCGAACAGAAUGCUUGUUUCACUUCUCCAUUCAUCCAUGGAUCCGAUCUUUAUUGCAACAAUCAUAAUCAUCCGUGUGUUGUAGUAUGUAUGCAUGCAUUUAUUUGUCUCAGUUUUGUCAGCAAUCAAUCAAUAUGAUAACAGCAAUAAUGAUAAUAAUAUACGUAUGGCCUGCCCUCUCAA